AUGGCCAUCGUCCGCCCUCGCCUCAACUUCAAUCUCCACCUCAAACUCCCAGAAACCUCUGAGAUACGCCCGUGCUUCACUCUUCCCAUCCUACCCAUCACCACCAAAUCUUCCGGCGGUGAUGCCAUUGCUCUUGAUGACGUUGAGAAACUCGCCGUCCUCGGCCACGGCAGCGGCGGCACCGUCUACAAGGUCCGCCACAAAAAGACUUGUGUGAUCUACGCCCUCAAGGUCAUCCACUGUGAAUCCGAUGCAGCCGCACGCAGCCGCGUCAUCUCUGAGAUAAACAUCCUCGCUGCCGCCGACUGCCCCUACAUUGUCCGGUACCAUGGAUCCUCCGUGCAACCCUUUGGCGAUGUCUCAAUCGUAAUGGAAUACAUGGACUCAGGCACGCUCGAAACAGCCCUCAAAUCCGGCGGUGCAUUCUCCGAACGGCGACUCUCUGCCGUGGCACGUGACGUUCUCAACGGCAUCGCGUAUAUCCACGCGCGCAACGUGGCUCACCGUGACCUGAAGCCCGCAAAUAUUCUCAUGAAUUCAAACAAUGAGAUCAAGAUUGCGGAUUUCGGAGUCAGCAAGCAGCACGUGUCAGCGUUCACGUGCAAUACUUUCGUGGGCACGUGCGCCUACAUGAGUCCGGAGCGGCUUAACCCGAAUGGUGAUGGCGGGAACUAUAACGGUUAUGCUGCUGAUAUAUGGAGCUUCGGUUUGACCCUCUUUGAACUCUAUGUGGGUCACUACCCUUUUCUUCACCCGGGUCAGACACCCACCUGGACCAACCUCAUUUUCGCGAUUUGCUUCAGUGACCCACCAUCCCUGCCGGAGACUGCAUCGCCGGAGUUUCGCAGCUUUAUGGAGUGUUGCCUCAACAAAGAGUCCGGUGAAAGGUGGACGGCUACUCAGCUCUUGACCCACCCAUUUGUAUUUGUGUGUCAAGAUCCGGAAACUUGUUAA
Messenger RNA from Gastrolobium bilobum, 954 nucleotides. RefSeq names its product mitogen-activated protein kinase kinase 9-like. The transcript has a single exon. The record is from RefSeq and is a predicted model, not a curated record. Gene Ontology annotation, molecular function: ATP binding; MAP kinase kinase activity. NCBI's taxonomy places the organism in Eukaryota, Viridiplantae, Streptophyta, Magnoliopsida, Fabales, Fabaceae. Bases 1 to 954 code for a protein of 317 amino acids. Gene Ontology annotation, biological process: protein phosphorylation; MAPK cascade.